AUGUCUAUACUCGGAAACCCCAGCCGCCUCAACAAUAACGACAAGUACUACUCCACGACCAUGGGCCUGGACAUCUGGUUCAACAUCAUGGUGCCCUUGGCGACUAUCUUGAAGGCCCUCUCCCUCUUGUCCCUCUCCUGCUGCUCGUUCCGGACGACUGCCUUACGGGUCCUGUACGAGUACGUGCCGUCGAAGGUCCACACGCUCUCCACCGUCUCGUUGUACUUUACCCAACGCCCAGAACAUCGAGACAGAUAUGAAGACAUACUGAACAUGAACAUCUUCAUGAUGCUGGAGCAGAUGGCGCACGUCAUUAGAGUCGGUGGCGUGGGGAUGAGCACGACGGACUGA
Messenger RNA from Fonsecaea nubica, 351 nucleotides. RefSeq lists its product as hypothetical. The record is from RefSeq and is a predicted model, not a curated record. The transcript has 2 exons. NCBI's taxonomy places the organism in Eukaryota, Fungi, Ascomycota, Eurotiomycetes, Chaetothyriales, Herpotrichiellaceae. The coding region runs from base 1 to 351 and encodes 116 amino acids.